AUGUUUGCGAUCGAGGAAGCCCACAAAAUUGAAGCAGUAGACUCUGGAUUCUGUGUUAAAACAGAAGUGGGGAUUUUAUGUGACGAUCGCUGGGACGUGUGUCAGAAUUUACUUGAGCAAGCCAAAUCCGAUCUAGAAGCUUUCGAGGAAUCCAACAUCAAGAAACCGAGUUAUUUAUUAAGGGAGCAAGACAUUAUGAUUAUAAGAGAAGGGUUGAUGUUGAUUGUUCAAUGCAGACGAGUCCUUAAAUGGUGUUGUUUGUAUGACUAUUUCCACACAGAGUAUGAGAUUGAGAACUCGAAGAAGGAGUAUCUACGAUACCUGCAAGGAAAUGCGAUCGCGGCUCUCCAGAGUUACUCAAACACUUUACAAGAGCAAAAAGAUAUCGUCCUCACUGCAGCUACUUAUGAAGAGUGUAGUUUCUUCAGACAUACGAUACCCACGGCGACAAGCAACAUUGGUAACUACUUUUAUGAUUUCAUCAAAACUUUGCAAGAUGGUUUGGUCGAUGUGAGGGUGAAGUCAUACAACGGUGGGGCGGGUCCUUUAUGGUACUGUGAUCGCUGCACCUAUGCAAACACUUGGCACGAUAAGGAGUGUGAGAUGUGCUAUUAUGAUAGUGCCUCUCUUGUGGGAGAGUUAAGUGAUUUGUCUCUUAACAAGGUUUCUUAA
This is a messenger RNA of Arabidopsis lyrata subsp. lyrata, 672 nucleotides long. Its product is annotated as probable E3 ubiquitin-protein ligase ARI14. The coding region runs from base 1 to 672 and encodes 223 amino acids. The record is from RefSeq and is a predicted model, not a curated record. Lineage: Eukaryota; Viridiplantae; Streptophyta; Magnoliopsida; Brassicales; Brassicaceae. The transcript has a single exon.